AUGCAGCUGCCUCCGAACCCAUACUGGCCUGAGACUCCUCGCCAGCAGGGGCCGUUCCCAAGUAUGUCAAGCUUCUGCCAACAUCUUCCUUCUGUUGGGGAAGCUCCUGGAAGUAGUAACCCAUAUUAUCCUGCACAGACGCCUACCCCUACACCCCAGAAUCCACACCUUAUGAGACAGCCACGAGCUGCCCGUACUCCACUCCCUGCCCCAGUAGCUCAGCAUGCGGUCUAUUACGGGCCACUGGAGCCGCUUUAUCCUGCAUUUUAUCCCACUGGGGUUGCCCCGGUAUCUCAGGUUGUGGGGAACGAAACUCAGGGCCAACCGGAGAGAUUUGAGCAGAUUCCUGAUCUGAAGAAGCCAUUCCACACGGUUGCUUUGAGUGAGGAGAUGCCCAUAGGAAGCCACGUACAUACCAGUCAAGCACCGCGUUGGGGAGUUAUCAAGAUUUCGAAUAUUCCAUACUCUGUUACCAAGUAUGAGAUCUCGCAGUUUGUUGGACGCCAAGCGCGCCUUAUCACUCCAGAUAAAGGAUGUUCAAUCCAUAUCAUUAUGGAGCGCUCAACUGCAAAGACCAUGGAUUGCUUUGCCGAGACUGAGACCCAUGAAGCAGCACGGGAGACUGUUAAGCGGAUCAAUAGCAUCUAUGAAUCUGGCCGAGCCCCUCGCCUUGGUCUUCGCCGUGUAGAGGUGGAACUCAGCAGUCAGGAUGCGCUGCUGAAGGAGCUUUUCCCGAAGGCCAAAUGCAUCUCUUGGGAAGACGGUAUGCCUAGCGAAAUCUCCAGCACCGAUCCGUACUCCACGGGGUUUUCCGGUUUUAUCACGAGUGAAGAGAUUGUUGGAGCGAUUCGCCAUGCCGAAAUCCCUCAUCGUUUUCCAUGGUACGCCACAAAAUUGUACACGGUUGAUGAUCGUAACCAGCUGUUUGAGAUGGCGAAUCGGCACUUGUUGUCUCUUGCAUCACGCAUAGAAAAAACGCACACCAUGGGUCUGGAUCAGAAUCUCCUGCGAGAUCUGCUCUAUGCUGGGUUGAACUGCCCGGCCUUUAAUGAACGUCAGAAAUAUACCCUGUGCGUGAACUCUGGCCUUGAAGCUGAGAUUGCUAGAUUUCCCGAAAUCAGCAAGUGGUUCCCAUUUGAUACCUUGGUCCAAUUGCCUAACUAUAACAAGGAUGCACUCUUGUAUUAUUCAAAUUUGAUCUCCAAGGGGACUAUACCCGACCACGGCAUCCCUCACCUUACCAACACAUUCCCUCAAGACAGAAAUGACCUGCGUUCUCCAUACGGUCGUGUGUGGUUUGAGUGGCCUGGAACUAUUACGAAGACGGUGCUGUGGGAAAGCGCUGUCCAGAUCGAAAUGCACAUCCUAGGUAACCUGGUCCUCACUGGUUGGGUAUCCAAAAACAACGAAACUCGUGCAGCUGCGGAGCCUUCAUCUUCAACUAGGCAGAGGGCUCGAGAGACAACUGUCCAUUCGAUUACUAGCCCAGAUGAAGGCCCAAUCCAACAGUCGUCGUCUCGACUCGAUAUUUUUGCAACUCCAUCCCGCCAUGCAGCCGAGGUUAGAGCUUCUUGCGAUCCAGAAACGGAAGCCAGUCCUUCCCGUCGUCCGUUUAAUGAUAGCGAUGAGAGCCCUUGGACCCGAAGGCUUCUCAUAUUCCCCCCUGGACCAGCUAGAGAAGGGUUCCAUUUUGGACAUAGAACCACAAAGUCCUCUCCUAGUCAGUUUCCAGGGUCCAGUGCUUAGCUUUUAGCUGCACAUUGGAAUGCAGCGUUCAAAUGUCGCUAUUUGGUCGGACCUUCAUUCUAUGGCAAUACGUUGACGAGUCUCUCGGUUUAGCUUACAUUUUCAUGUCCUCUUUAUCAGUUCACCAU
Molecule: messenger RNA, 1874 nt
Organism: Aspergillus alliaceus
Lineage: Eukaryota; Fungi; Ascomycota; Eurotiomycetes; Eurotiales; Aspergillaceae
Exons: 4
Coding region: 1-1746 (581 amino acids)
Molecular function (GO): nucleic acid binding
Source: RefSeq, a predicted model, not a curated record